Messenger RNA from Anopheles bellator, 945 nucleotides. Its product is annotated as microtubule-associated protein RP/EB family member 1-like. Gene Ontology annotation, molecular function: microtubule plus-end binding. The transcript is spliced from 3 exons. The record is from RefSeq and is a predicted model, not a curated record. Lineage: Eukaryota; Metazoa; Arthropoda; Insecta; Diptera; Culicidae. Bases 73 to 819 code for a protein of 248 amino acids. Gene Ontology annotation, cellular component: cytoplasmic microtubule; spindle midzone; microtubule plus-end. Gene Ontology annotation, biological process: spindle assembly; regulation of microtubule polymerization or depolymerization; protein localization to microtubule plus-end.
ACGUCUCUCUGUCCCCUCUGUCUGUGCCGCUCGUGAAGUGAAUUUAUCGCGUUUCUUUGUUUUCAUCACAAUAUGGCCGUCAACGUGCACUUUACCGGAGUAACAAUGGAGAAUCUGUCCCGUAUCGAGCUGCUAGCAUGGGUUAACCGAACGCUGAUGUCGGAGUUUAAAAAGGUCGAAGAACUUUGCACCGGCGCAGCGUACUGCCAGCUGAUGGACGUCCUGUUCCCGGGCUGUUUGCCCCUGAAGCGCGUCAAGUUUUGCACGAACGUUCAGCACGACUUUCUCAACAACCUGCGCAUAUUCCAGAACGGGCUGGUGAGUCUGAAGGUCGAAAAGUCGGUACCGAUCGAGCGGCUGGCGAAGGGCCGCUUCCAGGACAACUUUGAGUUUUUGCAGUGGUUCAAAAAGUUCUUCGACGCCAACUACGAUGGCAAGGAGUACGAUGCGCCGCUCGUCCGAAACCAUGUUCCGAUGGGCUACGGAGCCCCAAGUGUCCUGCGCCCGAGUCAGCGGCCAAAUGUGAAAGUGCCACCGGUAGCCUUAACCACCGGCAAAGAGAGAAUCAAAUCGACAGACUCGGCCACGGGCAUCGGAAAAAGAGAGAAAGACGAUUCGAAGGCGGACGGUGCUAUUAUCGACGAGCUAUCGAAGGAGAUCGGCGAUUUGGCGAUAAAAAUGCAGGAUGCUGAAAUGGCCAGGGAUUACUACUACCAAAAGCUCAUGCUAGUGGAGAGCUGGAUCAAGGAACACCAAGACGAGGCAAAUGAAGAGUUUUGUGGGAAGGUGUGGAACAUAUUGACGGAAGGCUCGGAUUAGCCACUGGACUCCAGAUGCAAUUGUUCGUCGUUCGUAUGUUGAGUAUGUUGAUGUGGAUGUCUUUUUAGCACCCAGCCAGCCAGCACAGCGCCCGGGGCCUGCAGGAUUUGCAAAUAAAUUUUAAUC